Molecule: messenger RNA, 1582 nt
Organism: Triplophysa dalaica
Lineage: Eukaryota; Metazoa; Chordata; Actinopteri; Cypriniformes; Nemacheilidae
Product: macrophage mannose receptor 1-like
Exons: 6
Coding region: 89-1489 (466 amino acids)
Source: RefSeq, a predicted model, not a curated record
CGCAUCCACCCAGAUUUGCAACUGAAAAACGGCCACACAAGGAACCGAUCCACACACACAUCUUAAAGCCUUCGGAGCAAAACUAAUUAUGGCUGUGUUUCCCCUCCGUCUAUUCUCAGGGUUCACGAUCCUCGCCUUAUGCGCUGCACUUAAGUAUAUCUUUGUGAAUGAGAAGAAGACAUGGACAGAAGCUCAGAGCUACUGUAGAGAUAAAUACACUGAUCUGGUCACCGUUGAAAAUGAACAAGCGAUGGAGAAGUUACUCAACAUCAUGGAUAACUAUAACUCCAUUGAUCUGACAUGGAUUGGACUCUAUGAUGAUCUGAACAGUUGGAAAUGGACUCUAGAGGACAAGGAUUUCUUUAAAGAAGGAGAAAAACUAUUUAGGAACUGGAAUAACCCUGGACCUGGGAAUAAUGGAGAACAAAGUCUUUGUGUGAAUAUUGAGAAUGGGAGAUGGAUUGCAAAGAGUUGCAGCACAGCAUACUUUUUUGUCUGCUAUGAUGGAAGAGUGAAUGCUAGUGAAAGUUAUGUUCCUGUUAGCCAGUCCAAAAGCUGGACUCAAGCUCAAAGUUACUGCAGACAGCAUCACAGCGACCUUGUCAGUGUCAAAAAUGAGAGUGAAAAUCAGAAGAUACUCUAUCUUUUGCAAAAUUAUUAUGAUUCGUGGAUUGAUCUGUACAGGACCAGAUCUCGGUCAGAUCAGAGUAACUCUACAUUCAUUAACUGGAUGACAGGAGAGCCGAAUAAUGCUGGAAACAGUGAAAACUGCACUGCUGUGUCAUUCAGUGAUGCUGGAGAAUGGACGGAGCAAAACUGCAAUUAUCAGUUACCUUUCAUAUGCUACAGUGCGACUGCACUGGAAUCCCGUCAGUAUCACUUUAUAUCAGUGAAUAAGAGCUGGUCUGAAGCUCAGACAUACUGCAGACAGAAUUACACUGAUCUGGCCACCAUUGAUAACAGGACAGAGAUGAACAGUGUGAUGAACACAGUUAAUGGGAGUUAUAAUGGAUCAGCCUGGAUUGGACAGUAUGAUGAAGUCAACAGCUGGAGAUUGUCACUGGAUGAUUCUGGUUUCUAUCAGGAAGGAGAGAGAGAAUUCAAAAACUGGAAUCAUCAACCGGACAACUAUAGGGGAAAUGAACUGUGCGUUUACAUGGAUGUAGAAGAUGGAAGCUGGUUUGAUUCCUCAUGUGACAACACACUUCCAUUUGUUUGCUUUGACGGUAGAGAGAAUGCAACACAGAGAUAUAUCAAAGUUACUGCGAGACGCACCUGGACAGAAGCUCGGAGAUACUGCAGAGAACAUCACACAGAUCUCGUCAACAUGAGAAACCUGACUGAGAAUCAGAGAUUCAUUAGCAGUGAAGGUGGUGUGUUCUGGAUCGGUCUGUACAGAAACAGGAUUUGGUCAAAUCAUGCUCUUUCCAGUUAUCAAAACUGGAAACCAGAAGGAUUCAUACAAAGCUCAGUCGAUCGGUUGAAUUGAAGAAUAGUUUUCAGUUCUGUACAGCAGUUUCAGUUAACGAAUGGGGUGAAUGGACAUAUGAGAGUUGUUUUUCCAUCAGGCCUUUCUUCUGCU